This is a messenger RNA of Phasianus colchicus (ring-necked pheasant), 2552 nucleotides long. RefSeq names its product prominin 2 (gene PROM2). Lineage: Eukaryota; Metazoa; Chordata; Aves; Galliformes; Phasianidae. Gene Ontology annotation, molecular function: cholesterol binding. The record is from RefSeq and is a predicted model, not a curated record. Gene Ontology annotation, cellular component: microvillus; prominosome; apical plasma membrane.
AUGCGGGCAGCCGGGCUGCUCCUUGCUUGGGUGCUGCUGCGUCCUGCUGGCGCCCAGCAGUGUCACCCCAGCAGCCCUGCUGGUGUCCUCCGCUUCACCGACACCCAUGCUGAAAUCCGAGUGCCGGCGCUGCACCGCGUGCCCAGCUCUCUUGACCCCCUCUAUGGCCUCGUCCGACACUACCUGGACCUCAUCCAGCAGAAUCCCCUACCCACAGAGCUUCUCAGGGCAGCCCUGAACAACCCCAGCUCAGUGCGGGCAUCACAGGUGGUGCAGUACGAGCUGGGCUAUGUCAUUUGUGCUGCGGUGGCUCUGCUCUUCACCGUGGCUGUGCCAGUGGCAGGGCUGUGCUUCUGCUAUUGCCGGAGUCGGCGGCGGUGCGGGGGCCGCCUGCGUGCCCACCGGCGUUCCCUGGCCUGCCGGCGCCGCUGCCUCCUUGUCUGCCUCUCCAUCACCUCCAUCAUCAUCCUGACCAGUGCCAUCUGUGCCUUGGUCACCAACCAGCGAGUGAAGGAGCAGAUGGAGCCGGGGCUCGGUGCUGUGCCGGCCACGCUGCGCACACUGCGGCAGCACAUUGCCAACAUCCCCCAGGGCGUGCAAAUGGUGGUGGACCAGUUUGAAGUGCCCCGGCAGCAGAUAAUCUCUGACCUGGGGGGGGUGAGCCGCAGCGUGGGGCUCUCCAUCCACACACAGCUGAAGGCAAUGACCUACGCAGCACUGGCAGACCUGCAGGACAGGGCGGGAGACCUACAGACCUCGCUGCACCAUUUACAGAUUCUCAACAAGACGGUCCGAGUGCUGACAGCGGCACGGGCUGAGCUGGAGCCAGCACUGCAGGAGCGACGGCAGCGUGUGGUCGCACUCCUGGACGAUCCGCGCUGCACCUCCUGUGCCAGCGUGCUGGGCAGGGCACAGAGCCUGCAGCUGGGUGCUGACUACAGCAAGGUGCCCUCAGUGGAGAAGGUGUUGAAGACGUUGGCUGGUCUGCCCCGAAGUGACUUUGCGGAGAUGAUUCGGCAGGGCAAUGGUACUUUCAAUUCUAUCCCAGAGCUGGCUGUGGAGAGGAUGGCGCAAGUGAUCCAGGAGCUGAGGGAGGAGAUGGCCCGAGUGUCAGAGAAGGUGCAGACCAUAGCCGAUGGCUUCCCCCUCCCUGACUACACCCGGCACGUCAACAAAGCCCUGCUGAAGGCAGAGGACAGGAGCCAGCCUUUCCUCCGGGAGGUGGAGCGCUUCGAGUGGUACAGGUGGGUUGCAGGCACAGCGCUGUGCUCCAUCGUCCUCCUCAUUGUCACCUGCAAUGUGGCUGGGAUGGCUCUGGGUGCCUAUGGACUGUCCAAGCGGGAGGACCCAAGCGACUACGAGUGCCGAGGAGAAGCCGGUGCCAAGUUUCUCAUGAUCGGCGUGGGCCUGGGUUUCCUGUUCUCCUGGCUCCUCAUCCUCAUGGUUUUCACCACCUUCUUGGUUGGGGGCAACGUCCAGACGUUGGUUUGCAGGAAUUGGGUCAACCAGGAGAUUUACAAGUUUAUUGACACCCCUGGGAACCUCCCUCCGUCCAUGAACCUCACCCAGCAGCUCAACCUCAGGAAGGACUCCAACCUUACUGCUGCGUACAGGGAGUGCAAGAGUGGCGCGGGGCUGUGGGAGGUGCUGCAGCUGGAGAAGUCCUACGACCUGGAUGAGCACCUCAAAAGUCCGAAGUACACGGCCAACUUCCAAAAACGCCUGGGUGACUUCACGGCACAGCUGGGGGAUGUGCGGCUGCUCCGCAGUGAGGGCAGGAACGACCUGGAGACCUUUGCCCGCAGCGGUGUGGAUGAGGUGGACUAUGGGAGCUUCCAGGAGGAGAUGAAGAUCCCUGUGGUGCAGACCAGCCUCCCUGCUCUGGCUCGGAGCCUGGAGGGGCUGCAGAAGAUGCAGAGGAAUGGCACAGUGGCAGGACGGCUGGCUGCCGAGGCCAAGGCUCUGUGGCAGAUGCAGAACUCCACGGUGCAAACUCAGGAGGCGCUGGUGGUGAAGCUGGGGGAAAGUGUCCGGUUCCUUUCACGCUUGGCACCACACCUUCAGGAGCGAGUGAAGACCACAUUGGCCACCAUUGCAUCAGUGGAAGCCCGGUUGCCUGUGCAAGCCCAGCAGAUCCUCCGGCAGGAGAUCGGCUGCUUCACAAGGAAGGAGCUGCGCUACUUUGCACAGUACCUGCACUGGGUCGGACAGACGCUGAGGGAGGAUGUGGCUUCGUGCCAGCCUCUUGCCACAGCCCUUGACAACGGGAGGGUGAUCCUGUGUGACCGCAUUGCUGACCCCUGGAAUGCCUUCUGGUUCAGCCUGGGGUGCUGCACCUUCUUCCUCAUCCCCAACAUUAUCUUUGCCAUCAGGCUCACCAAGCAUUUCCGCCCCAUCCGCAACCGGCUCAUCUCUACAGGCUCAGAGGAGACCUGUCCCUUCCACAUCCCUCGCGUCACGGCGCUGAAGCUCUAGGUCAGGCUCUGCAGGUAUGGUGGAGGCUGAGACCUGGGCUGCUUGCUGCAUGCCCUAUGUUUCUGCCUAUCAAACUC